Messenger RNA from Entamoeba invadens IP1, 1362 nucleotides. RefSeq lists its product as hypothetical. Lineage: Eukaryota; Evosea; Mastigamoebida; Endamoebidae. The record is from RefSeq and is a predicted model, not a curated record. Bases 1 to 1362 code for a protein of 453 amino acids. The transcript has a single exon.
AUGAAGAAAUUCACUACUCUCAAACUGGCAACAGAAACUUUGAUAGUUCUACCUUUAGGCUCCCAUAAUUUCUUUGAGAUCUGUCACGCAUUUGCAAUUACUAGUCGCCACUUAAUAUGCAAAAAUGACUUCAAAGAGUCAUACAACUCAAGUGAACAAUUUGAUGCACUCGUUGGUGGCAAGGAUAUAGCAGUCUCCAAUUUCUUGGUGUAUGAAACAGAAGAUCCUUCAUGUGUAACAUGUUCUAUAGAAAAAACUCUUAACACCACAAAUCUGUUUGAGUCUCAAGAAUUUCAAGCAGUGAAUGAAUGGGCCGGGUCGAAUGAUUUUAAAGUCGUUUUUGAUUCAAAGACGGACGAGUUUAACAUCGUCCAACUGACUAAGGGGUUCUUAGGAAAAAAGAACUCGGCGCUUGUGUUUGAUAUUACCGGUGGAAAACCGUUUGUGAUGGCUUUUAAGAAUGGCGUGGAGGCGGACAAAGUUUAUUUAAUUCGUGCGACAGACACUUCCGAACACACUCUUUUUUUGUUUAAUGAGAAGAAAGAAUUUCUUGGCAAACGAAAUUUCGUUCAAGGCAGUGGAGACAUAGUAAGAGGGGGAGCUAACAAUUUCAUGUAUGCAGAGAACUUCUUUGUGAUCAAUUUGUGUGGACAAUUCCAUUUAAGAAACAUGAAAGGCGUUAGCAAGAAGUACACGAACUCCCCUGAUGCUACAGAGAUUACUGGAAUACUUAGAAAGGAGGAAUAUAGAAAAGUCCGAGUCUAUGCUCUCGUAUAUAAGACGGAACAAACUGAGAACGUUUCUCUCAAACAACUGAAAGAUAUUUCGUUACCUCAAACAGUUGAAGAAAAACAGUUGAUGAUUGGAAAGUUCUUGGACUGUAUGACGCAAGUUCUAGCAAAGCGUGUUAAUACCACCACAUUGAUUUUCGAUAGUAGAAGAGGAAAGGAAAACGGAGAGCUCAAAAAUGCAAUCAAAGGUAAACCCAAUGUGAUAAUCGUGAUCAAAAUGAAAGGUGGAAAAAUAUUUGGAGGGUACUUCUCACACAUCCCUGAAGAAGGUAAAGAGGGGUGCAUCACUCUCAGACAUGAUGAUAAACACUUGCUCUUCGGGGGUGAACAAAUGAAAGUCUAUAAACCAAAACCAAAAUACAUGACAGACUUACUGUCAAUCGACUCGGACUAUGUCCUUCUGAGAAUUAACACAUGCUUUGAGGUGAGGUCGACUGGAGGAGUCAAGGUCGAUCGAAGAGAAUUGUUCAAAGAAAGGUACUUUGAUGAACCAAAUCCAAUUGAUGUUAUUGGAAUUGGAAAAUCACAAUUUGCAGAGUAUGAGUUUGUCCUUGCCUAUACAUUUGAAUGA